Messenger RNA from Drosophila bipectinata, 954 nucleotides. It is a transcript of the gene CNPYb, whose product is annotated as protein canopy b. The record is from RefSeq and is a predicted model, not a curated record. NCBI's taxonomy places the organism in Eukaryota, Metazoa, Arthropoda, Insecta, Diptera, Drosophilidae.
CACUGACCCUCUAGACCGGCAUUUCCACGUCAGGUUUAUUAUUGUUUUCGAAUUAAGAUUCUUGAAGCUUGGAGAUGCAUCUCGAGAGCUUGGUGAUACUACUUCUACCCCUGCUCCAGCUCAUCGCUGGAGAUUCGCCAGAGGAGGAGCAAGGCGUUCGCUAUGCCAACCGCUGCGAAGCCUGCAAAAUUCUGGCAGCCGAAUUGGAAGGUCGCCUUGGGGAAACCGGGAAAUCGCACGAUGUUAUUGAGACUGGCUACUCCGUGGACGAUGUGCGGCCCAAGAAACGCACCGAGUACCGCAGGAGUGAGCUACGCCUGUUGGAGUCCCUGGAGAACGUGUGCGAACGGGUUCUGGAGUACAAUCUCCACAAGGAACGGACGGAUAGCACGAGAUUCGCCAAAGGAAUGUCGCAGACCUUCCAAACGCUCCAUGGCCUAGUGGACAAGGGCGUGAAAGUCGACCUGGGCAUUCCCUACGAGCUGUGGGACAAGCCACCCGUCGAGGUUACCCAAAUGAAGACCCAGUGCGAGAAUAUGCUGGAGGAGUAUGAGGACACCAUCAGCGAUUGGUACUUCAAGCUGCAGGACAAGAAGUCCUUGCAGAAACAUCUCUGUGAGGACCAUGUCCUUAGGCUAAAAGCGGAAAGAGAAUGCCUCAAGGAGCAACUGCCACCACCACCGGCCAAGAAACCUAAGAAAGAUAAGCUCAAGGGCGACAAGGAGGAGCUGUGAAGCCAACUAAGAUUAUCCAAAAAGUAGAAAACUCAUUUCCAAAUUAAGGUCUCAUUUUUUUAGAACAAAGCUUAAAGUUUUAACUAGUUUAAGUAUACUCACUCUGUCUCCCGAUUGUAAGCCUUCCACCUCGUCUGAGCCCCGAAAUGUUACUGAAAGUUCUGUGGUGGCUUAUUGAUUUGGCCACGAAUUGGGGUCGACAAUUAAAAGUUCACUGCCC